This is a messenger RNA of Camellia sinensis, 407 nucleotides long. Lineage: Eukaryota; Viridiplantae; Streptophyta; Magnoliopsida; Ericales; Theaceae. The record is from RefSeq and is a predicted model, not a curated record.
AGAAUAUAUAACAAAAUAUUGCUACAUUUUAGGUUGCCAUGGGAGAUGAAGAUGCUAUUGAAGGAAGCAAAGAGAGAAUUUCUAAGCAACCGAGGGUGAAGAAAUCGGUUCAUAAAACAGAUGAAGGUGAAAAUGAUGACCUGGAAGAUAAGAGUUCAAAGAAAACAAAGUUGUCUACACCUACUGAAGUAGCUGAGCCAAACAUAUCCUUUUCAAUUUCUGAUACCAAGGAUAAGUAUAAGGAUGCGACAUUAUUACCAAAGUGGAAGGCAUUUCAGACAGUCAUAUUCCUUGAACGGGACGAUGGCCUUCGUGAUUCAGAAAAAAUUGCUGCAUUUGAUUUUGAUGGGUGUCUUGUGAAUACGUCUGUGAAAAGGUAUGAUUAUUUAUAAUGAUAAAUGAGUUAC